Cucumis sativus (cucumber) is the source of this 1358-nucleotide messenger RNA. RefSeq lists its product as uncharacterized. Lineage: Eukaryota; Viridiplantae; Streptophyta; Magnoliopsida; Cucurbitales; Cucurbitaceae. The record is from RefSeq and is a predicted model, not a curated record. Bases 262 to 1056 code for a protein of 264 amino acids. The transcript is spliced from 3 exons.
AAAAUAAUUAUGUAUUAUACUAUGAAAACUAAAAUGGUAAUUUACUGUUUCUUUCAUUUUCUUUUUAGUUUACAAAUCUCAACGAACCACAAAGAGGAAUUGGGAAUUGGAUUCAAAAGAGCGCGUCAUUCACAACCGCAUAAAUAGCGCGUGGGUGGAAAGAACGAACCGUUGGCUUGACCGAUCGUGAAGAACUCGAAAUGUUAUGCGCCACCGCAAGUCUCGCCAGAAGAACGCCCAGCAAAAACUCCGAUAACCGCCAUGACCGAUCAUCUUCACCGGCUCCGUUCAACGACCCAUCUCUUCAAACAGGCUUCCUCCUCCUUCUUCUCCAACUUCUUUACUUUCCUCCUCCUCUCUCUUCUUCUUCUCUCCUUCCGCUUACUCGUCGAAAAUGGCACCCACCGUGUCACCUCCUUCAUCGACCAUGACCCCUCUCUCAACGCUCUCCUCUCUCGCCUCGACCCUCCUCCUAACCAAAGUCACCGCGUUGGAUCUCUCGACUCCGCUCGCCACUUCCGCCGCCGUCAUCCCUUUCUUCACUUCAAACGCGUCGGAACGCUGGACGACGACUUAUUCUCCGGCGACGGAGAUGAAGAUCGCAGGCUCUUUGGCGCCGGUAAUGGGUUUUCCCCUAAUCGCAGUUUUGUGAUGUUCACGCAUUUUGACUCGAUGUUAGGGUUUUCGGAUUCCGUGGUCGAUAAUGGGAUUAGCGUUUCGGAGGUUGUUCGCCCUGGAGUUACAUUCAAAGCUCGGAUUACGUCUUUGGAUGUGAAUGAAGACGGUUCUAAAAAUCAGGAUGAAGGGAAUGGAGAUCUUGAGAGGGAAAAUGUCGACGGCCAACAGGAUAUAAACCGAGUGGUCAAUUUACAAUUUGUUAAAGGAUUGGAGCUUGAUAAUUUGGAAACAGCUGCCCUAUUCUUUAUGAGAAAGCAGCUGCAUCCAUUUUUCUUUCAUCUGCCGCAGAAGGUUUUGUUUUGGGAUAAGCUUCUCUGCAGCAUUACAUCUGGGUGCAGAAGUGUGAAGAUAGAGAGCAUAUUAUUUGGAGCAAUCUAACAUAUGGAGAAACUCUGGCAACAAGAGGAGACAAAGCAAGAGGCAAGUCAUGAAAGAUGAAACAUGCUAGAGGAAUAAUGAGUUUCCCUUUUUUCUUUUUCUCUCUUCUUUUGGUAAAAUAAUGUGUUGAAUUGAAACAUACAAAUGAAUUUUUGGGCAUUAUGAUGAUAAAAGUGUGGUGAAAAGGUAGGAUGGGCAAUGCCCCCCAAUAAUUUCAUUGUGAUUCCAACCUAAUCCUCUAUGCUCCCAUAUACAAUAUUCUGCUUAAAACCCUCUUUACUGUGCCAUGCCUUAUGAUUUUA